UAAUUAGUAUUAUAUAUAUAUAUACACAUAUCAUAAUUAGAUUUAUCAUUAUACUAAAAUAUUAUAAAUAGUUUUAUACAAAAUAAAAAAAAAUUGAUUGAUAUUUGUUUGUAAACAUAAUAUGUCAUGGCAUAUUUUUAAAAAUUAUUAAAUUUAUUUUAGUAUUAAAAUACUAAAAAGAAGUAUAUAAACAAUAACAAUAUAUUUGAUAUAUAUUUGUUUGUUAACAUGAUUUUUGUGAUAUUUUCAUUUUUAUUCUUAUCAUUCAGUUGCAAGAAUAACUUGUAUUUGUUAUUUAAGCUAAAAAUUUAAUAUUUCUUUGUUUUUAUUUUUAUUAAAUAUUUAUUGUUAUCAUCCAGUUGUAAGAAUAAUUUUCAAAAAACAAUAUUUUCAAAAUAUGGUUUUUACAACAAGUACCUUAUAUUUAUGAAAAUUUAAAAUUUACUUUAUUUAAUUUUAAUGUUUCAAGAGUUUUAAAGAAUUAUAACUUUGUUUAAAUUAAAAUUUCCUCAAAUAUACAUUACAUAUUAAUUUUUUUGUUUGUCAACAUAGUUGUUCUGCUUGAGUGUUUAUUCAAUUAUUAUAGAAAGUAUUUCACAAAAUAAUUAUUCAUAUAUCAAUAUUCUUAUUUACUUUGACUAAUAUAAUAUGUAAUGCUGAAUUUAGUUUAACAUUCUUUUGCUUUUGAUUUAUUUUGAGAUUUUGUAGGUUAUGCUAAUUCCUAGAAUUUGGUUUAAUAACAUCACUUUAUAUUAACAAUUAUAUAUUUGUUUAUUUAAUUAUAUCAUUGUUUAUAAAUUAAUAUAAUAAAAAUUUGUUCAAGAUAAAAACAUAUUUACAAGAUAUUAGUGUUGUUAUCCAAAAUAAUAUUUUUAAAUCAGUAAAAAUUAAGAAAUUGAAAGAUUCAUAAAAUAGUAUAAAUUUAUUGUUUUAUUUAUUUUUUUGAUCUUUAAACUAAUAAUAUAUUUAUUAAUAAAUUUAUAUAUAAAAAAAAAUAUUUGCCUCCCUCCUGUUGCGCCACGUCAUAAAGUCGUUGAUUGUGAGUGUGACACCUGUCUUCUUUGCCUAAAACUCAUCCAUUAACUUUUGAUGUGGCUGCUGCGUUUCAUAAUUGUUUAUGGUUUAGUGGGUUUUUUAUUCACACCGUGAUAUAACCCAAAUACAGAGAGAUAGUCACUAUAAUGAAAACAUAUGUAAAGACUGAAACUUUUGAAACGAGAAGGAAAAGAAGGAGCAUACCGUGAGUUUCUGGAUGCUACUGACUUCGCCUUGGUUGGAGGCGAUAUCAACGGUGACGGUUCAUUUCGCCGCCACCUCCGGUAACUCAAUAACAUUCAAGAGUUUAAAAUUAUUGGCGAUGGGUUUUGCAGAGUAAGAAGAGGCAAAGGGAAGAGGAUGAUGAGCAACAACACUGAAGAGGUUAAAAAAGAAAAUCGAGCCAAUUAAUAAAAAUAUUCCACAGUUUAAGCAGUGGCGAGUAAAUCAGAUCGGUUUCUCAAUUCCACUAUGACUCGAUCAAGAGAGAAAUAUAGUUUUUUUUGUCCAAAGAAAUAUAGAUAUCAUCAAAGCAAAGAUUGCUCCGAACGAAUCAUAAGAUGAUAAGGGAUGCAAUCAAAGGUUUUUAUUUCAUUUUUUAAUUAGUUAUUGGGAAUUAACAUGAAUGGAAGUGCCAUACACACGUAGAGACAUGCGUGUUGGUGAGAUAUGAGAUACACAUUUUAAACUUAAAAGGGAAAUAGACAGGAAGCAAUGCGUUCUAUUCCCAUUGGGUCUUUUCUUUUGAGUCUUUUGUUUCAAAGAAAAACGACAUAACAUAACCAGAUUUACUUUUUAGUUUAAAUUCGAUUCAGCUUAAAUGCAUGCAUAAUUUUAAGCUACACAAGUUUCAUUCAAUAAAUAAACCAACGGAAAAUUUUAUUGUAAGAAAUUGGGUUAAUUGAAAUUCAUAAGAAAGAAAACAAUAAAUAAUUAAAAAUAAUUUUAUAAUUAUCUAGCUACUUCUAUUUAUAUAUAUUUAUAUAUCAAAAUAACAUAAAUAUAUGAUUAUAAUUAAUAUUUAAAUAAAAAAUACGGACGUAGCCUGGGCCGACUCUAAUAUUUAUUAGAUAACUAUGCUCGCAUGUACGGACAAAACUUCUAGUGAAAAAUAUUCAAAUAUGACAAAUAAACAAAAUUAUCUAGAAUCACAGUGAACAUGACAAAUAAUCAAAUUCAGUUUUCAAAUAAAAUUAUAGAUUUAAGGAUUAAGGCUGAAAACAUAAUCAAAAGACCUUCAAUUCUUUAAAGUAGAACUCUUUCCAUACUGCGGAUCUAACCAUGGCAGACUGGUCGCUGCUUCACAAAGACUUGUUGGAACGAAUCAAUGGUUGUUUUGAGACAUGUUUUGAGAUUGUUCACUUCCGCUCUGUCUGCAGCUCGUGGCGAUCGGCCAUAUCUCUUCCCAGCUAUAAGCUUGGCUUAGGCGUUAGUUGCCUUCUUCCUGCUUUCAACCAUGACCCUCGGUUUGAAGUCGAUACACAGUGCAUGCUUGAAAAGAUUCCAGUUUUCCUUUUGAGAUUCCAGACUCCCUUUGGUAUUGAUUAUAUGCUGGUAGGCACGAGCGAGAGGAAAUCUGGUAAACAGAAGUUGCUGUCUCCUUUUACAGAUUAUGGAUUGGCAAGUAAAUCUGGGAUUAUUCUAAACACCCUUAGCUGCCAGAUCAUCCCCUUGGGUCACUACUACAAGAUAAGGUUUUACGCUAUAACAACGAGACGUUCUAGAACACGACGUCAGAGUUAUGCUAUACGAGUUGCAUUUCUUCCAUUGGAUAGCAAAGAUGAUAGGGAAUUUGCAAUAGUAGCUGGAGUCUUUGGUGAUUUAAUGAUGUAUAGAAGUUGUGACAAGGUAUGGAUUAAAAUGGAGGGUCGGUUUAAAUCAUAUCGAGAUAUGGUCUUAUUUAAAGGAGAGGUUUAUGUUGUUGAUAUGAGUGGACGGGGACAUGUCUUCGUUAUCGACCCCUCCAAGCUAGUUACUGAGAUCCUCUCAGUCACACAGUCUCAUGAGUCUUUUGACGAGAGAUUGGUUAUCUCAGGAGAAGAGCUCUUGCUUGUGCAGAGAUUCACGCCAGGGGCUUAUGGUCAUGAAUAUAUGCAUACAUGGUUCAAAUUGUUUAGGCUCGAAGAGGAAGGCCAGAACAAGAGAUGGGUUCCGAUUGAUGACUUAGAGGACCGAGUAGUGUUUCUUGGGUAUGAGCAUGACUGGAAUCUCUGCUAUUCGGCAAAUGAGCUGCCGGGUAUGAUAAGAAACUGCGUUAUGUUCAUUGAACCUAGUGGCGUCUUUGAUAGGAUCCGUGUGUUUGACUUAAGAACUCAAAGGACCCGUAAGGCAUCCGAAUGCAGUGGCUGUAUCGAUAUGUAUAGCCAAAAUGUAGAAUCUUCGUUUCUUUGUGGAAUUUUGGCGACGCCAAAUCCAACAAUCAGCAUCUAUGACUUAUCAAGUGAAUCUGAAUAAUUCGCUAACCUUGUUUCCAACAUUUCCUUUGAAAAUUUCCUUUUUGGACAUUUGCAAAUCUUUGUAAGAAAACACAUCUUUUUUUAAUGAAAAAAUAUCAGAACA
Brassica napus (rape) is the source of this 3594-nucleotide messenger RNA. RefSeq names its product putative F-box protein At2g16290. Bases 2317 to 3489 code for a protein of 390 amino acids. The transcript is spliced from 2 exons. The record is from RefSeq and is a predicted model, not a curated record. NCBI's taxonomy places the organism in Eukaryota, Viridiplantae, Streptophyta, Magnoliopsida, Brassicales, Brassicaceae.